CCAAGUUUCCAUCGUUUCCCCAUUACACACGACCUUAGAUGAGUAGCAAACAAAUCGAGAUCCAAUUCGAAGACCCCAACCCCCACAAAUGGUGCCAACCGCUGAAAGAAGAUGCGUUCGCUGCCCUAACUACGCACAAACCAGGAUCGCUCUUCAGCCCUUCCUUAUUCGGUAAAUUCUUCGAUCCCUCAGAUGCCUUCCCUCUAUGGGAGUUCCAAUCCGACGAGCUGCUGCCCAAUUCCGCUCACCGCAGCGUCGAUUGGUGCCAAACUCAUACCGAUUUUAUCCUCAAAGCAGAUCUCUCUGGUAAUAGGCAUAGCAGUGUUGAAGUUGCAGUGGAAAAUGGGAAGAUUAUGGAGAUAAGUGGGCAACAAAAAGAGAGUAAGAAUAGGAAGUGGAAAAGCAGCCAGUGGUGGGAGCAUGGGUAUGUUAGGAGGAUUGAACUGCCUGAACAUGCAGAUUCGAGGAAAACUGAAGCUUAUAUCAACAAUGAUUCUCUGCUAGAGAUCAGAAUCCCCAAACUUCCCACAGAUUCUGAUGCAUCAUCAAAAGGAACUUAAUUUAACAUAUCAUCAAUUCUCUCUCUCUCUCGUUUAUAAUUUAUUUCAUGAAAAAUCUCUCGUCGAGUGAAUAUGAAUAUGAAUAUGAAUAUGAAUAUGAAUAUGAAUAUGAAUAUUGAAUAGAGACCACCUUUUUCUA
This is a messenger RNA of Salvia splendens (bonfire salvia), 699 nucleotides long. Its product is annotated as 21.7 kDa class VI heat shock protein. NCBI's taxonomy places the organism in Eukaryota, Viridiplantae, Streptophyta, Magnoliopsida, Lamiales, Lamiaceae. The transcript is spliced from 2 exons. Bases 39 to 560 code for a protein of 173 amino acids. The record is from RefSeq and is a predicted model, not a curated record.